Messenger RNA from Leptomonas pyrrhocoris, 1083 nucleotides. RefSeq lists its product as hypothetical. The coding region runs from base 76 to 1083 and encodes 335 amino acids. The record is from RefSeq and is a predicted model, not a curated record. Gene Ontology annotation, cellular component: cytoplasm; nucleus. Gene Ontology annotation, biological process: tRNA wobble uridine modification. Gene Ontology annotation, molecular function: tRNA binding; S-adenosylmethionine-dependent methyltransferase activity. Lineage: Eukaryota; Euglenozoa; Kinetoplastea; Trypanosomatida; Trypanosomatidae. The transcript has a single exon.
GCGCACCAACGAAUUCCUGAAAAGUAGAGGGGCACUGGGGGUUUCUGCACAACGGUUGCGUUACAUCAUCUGACCAUGUCUGCCGAAGCCGCAAGCACCGCGCAGACGCCAGAGGGCAAAAAACCUCGCACGGAGAGUGGGUCCCCAGCUGUGUCCGCAGAAGACACGCCGGUGUACCCCAGCUCGUCUACCGACGUCGUCGCGUACGAGAGGCAGUACGUCCACGACGUAUACAGCGCCAUCGCCGACCACUUCUCUGGAACUCGUUACAAGGCGUGGCCGAAAGUAGCGGCUUUCCUGGAAGCACUACCGCCUUUCUCGAUCGUAGCCGAUGUGGGCUGCGGCAAUGGAAAGUACUUCGCCGCUGCCCAACGCCUCGCUGUCCCGGCACCGCCGUCUCCAGCGUCAGAGGACGAUAACACGGAGUUGAAAGAACAGCAAGCGCCUCUUUCCUCGUCGACAGCCCCGACCCACCGCUACGUUGUGGGCCUCGACUACAGCGAAGAGCUUCUGCGGUCUACUCAGCGCUCACUCGUAGACCCCAACAUGCACCAUGAGCAGGCGCGCCGCCAUCAUCGUAGCAAGCGCGCGCGGAAACUGGCGGACGACACGGUGACGCCGGUGUCGGUGGAGGCGAUGCCGCGCACGGACACGGUUCGCAGCGACGCCCUGCGUUCUCCUCUGCGAGGUGGGCUGUUCGACGCUGCCAUCAGCAUCGCGGUAAUCCACCACUACGCGAGCGAGGAGCGCAGGGUGCGUGCGGUGCGGGAGCUGCUGCGACUUGUGCGCCCCCAAGGAGGUUUGGCGCUCAUCUACGUGUGGGCUCGCGAGCAGACCGGUCGCUCUAAGCGCCCGAUGGAUCCCGAGACGGGCGACAGUCUCGUGCGAUGGGAGCGAAAUCAGAAGUACGACGAGGCACAACAGGUGUUUCAUCGCUACUACCACCUCUUUGGGGAAGGCGAGUUAGAGCGGCUGUGCGAGGUUGCAUCUGCCGGUGAGGGAAGCGCUGGCGCCAUCCCUGUUGACAUCAAAGCUUCGUACUUUGACAAGGAGAACUGGUGCGUGGUCCUGGAACGAAAGUAG